UUAUAUAAAUAUAUUUCAUAACCUAAAUAUAAAUAAUUUAACAACUUAAAUUAAAAGAAAGUAAAAAUCCCGGGCGUAGCCCGGGUUAAUCCCUAGUCUUAUACAAUAAAGUUGGGUUUAGUCUCUCCUCAUGAAGCCACCUCAUCUCUUUACAUAGGGCAUUUGUUGACACAUGGCAUGCUCUCUUUAAUAACUAUCAAGUAUCGAACUAAAAAUCUAAUAUUAGGCCUUUCAAAUAAUCUAAACCCAGAAAAAACUAAAAUUUUAAGCCCACCAACAAUGUGCAGAUCAGAGUUCUUCUCUGCUCUGCGUAGCCCCCCUCGAAUCUGAUCCCCUUCAUUCUGUUGACGGAAUAACUCCUAUUGAUGAUGGGUGCAAUCAAUUAACCCCAUUAUCUGUUCUUCAAUGCCGACUUCUCACCUCCCACAUCAACGGAUGCUACUACAUAUUUGUCAUCAAAGUGCUCAUGAGAAAUCACAAAUCUUCUUCAAAUCAUAAUAGCCUAAAAACCCUAGAAGAAUACCAUCCAGGAACGGCAAGAAUGCAGUUGUUACACGUCUUCUGCGGUUUUGGGAGGCUAGGAAUGUAAAGAAAGGACGAGAGCUCACGUCUUCCUCGAUGAGAAGGUAACCAUUAAUGAACUUCAUUAGCUGUAUUUGUUCCAUAUUUCUGCUUCAUCUCUCGAAAGCUGGGAAUUGAAAAUCAACUUAAUAUUUUGCAGUCUACGCUGGUCCAAGGGUCAACUGGUGCUUAUAGACUGAACCGGUCCUUACACAAAACUUAUACCAUAACAAAUCUAAAUGUUUCUCUUACAGUUCCCUGAUUUCUUGCAUAACAUAUGCUCUGUUUUCUUUGUGUAUGUAGCUAUACUUCAAGGAUUCUCAGUUCAGAGAAGGGGACAGAGCAGAGUAUCAGUUCAGAAUCACAGCUACUGUACUCGACAAUGUAACUCAGGUUCCUCUAUAGUUUUAAAUCCAUUCUUGAGAAAUUCUUUCUCGGAUCAUUAAUUGAUGUGUUUAUAAACCUUCAGGUUACUAAUCUAUUUUAAAUUCAAGGAACUCAUCCUAAAGGUUUCUUUGAAUCGAUUAGGCUAACAUGGACUAAACUCCUGAAUGGUUUAGUAGAUUUUAUCACCAGAUAAACUUACAGGUUACACACUUUUGCUAGAAUUUUCUGUUGAUUUUCUUUGAAAAUUAAUCAAUACUCUAUGCAGAAACAAAUGCUUAAGUUUCUUCGACUUCAGCUGUCAUGUUCAAUACAUGUGCUUAAGCUGGAUGGUUAUGUUCGUUCUCCUCGCUCUCUUCCCAACCAGUAUGGUAACAGUAAAUGACUGAUGCUUGGAAGUUACAAGUAAUUGAGCUUGAGCUGAAAAGUGAAAGACUGGCCAACUAUCUUCUGUAGGCAUUGUGGGAGAGCUGCGUGCAAGGGAACUUCUACACCUGCACCCUGUGCCCAGAAUCUCUUAUGGCAACCAACGUCCGCCUGUUCAGAGUUUUGUAGACCAGGUUGUGUUGUAUCUGGAUUCAAAAUUAAAAUGCUCAAAUAAAUCCAACUCUAACCUUCAUAAGUCCACACUGAGAAGAUGAUGAUCACCCGACAUGCCUGGUGCUGUCAGCAAAACUAAACAGCCUACUCCUAAGCUGAACAAGAGUGGACCAGAGAACAAGACAAAAGCUGGUGACGAUGUAUUCAUUGUACAAAGCCCGGUGGACCCAUCACCAGAACCUCCUCAAAAUGUUGAGGUUUCUGCAGAGAAAACAACCGUUUCAGACGAAGCUCCUUCAAAUAAGAAAGCCCAAAACAUUGUUCCAACAGUGGAGAUUAUGUGACUCCAACAUAGUAUUAAGAUAAGUCUUUUGUCAAAAUAAAAACCGAGUAUAAAGAUGCAGUUGCAUAUUUGAGUUUCUAAGUGUUAGUCCAAUAAUGAUGUCGUUCCUUAUUUUUUUGUCCAACCCAUCAUGAUUGGUUAUUGUCGUUUCAUGUUUUAGUUGGUUUUAAAACAGCUUGGGUUUUAAUGGUAUGAGUUUUAAGACGUAAAAUUCAAUAAUAUUGUCACCACCUGAAUUUGGACGGAAAUUUUAAUACUGUGAAGCACACUGCACUACUGCAGGAGGCUAUAGCAUAAAUUCACAUAAACAUGCAGAGGCUAUAGAAUAAAUUCACAUAAACAUUACUGAAGACAUCCAUUAUAUGGCACUAGCUUUGUGUUGCUUUCCUGUCAAACAACAUGAUCAUUUUCUUCAUCGUCGUUCCUUAGAAUUUUCUCUGAUCUAUUAAAAAAGCAUAAUAAUACAAUACCAAAUCAAGUCAAUGAAACAUUUUACAAAAAUUAUGUAUGUAUUCGUCAUAUGAUCAAUACAAUUUUUAAAUAUUUUGUCUACAUUAAUCAACGGUAUUUUCAUUUCACAUAAACGAAAGAACUCUGGGUUAAAACAUUGAUGCAGCCAGGUCUACGAGACUUUAUAAUCAGUGCCUGAUAAAGAGGAACUAGAGACACCAACCUUUUAGUUGAACUUUUCUAUAACUUCGUUUGACUUCCUCAGCUCUUUCCGUUUUAUAGAUGUUUUUGGUGAAGUGAUGGGUAUAAAUACUGCUUACGGUGAAGAUUGUUUUUUUUUUUUGAAACUGCUACAAGAGCAUUCAACGUAUUAUGGCAAACGUUGCUUUCACAGGUCCUACCUACUUCUCCGUUUAAUUGGAGACUGAUGCAACUCGGCUGAAUGUAUUCAAAUACACGGAUUGCUUUCACAUUUUCAGGCUGAUGAGUGUAUCUGUUUAUCUUAUUCGAGGCUCCACUUGAAUUUAAAUCCUACAAUUAACCCACGAGUUUAACACAAACCCAUCAAGAACCCGUCAACGCCAUACAGAGAUAUAAAAAUCGCUACUUUGGUAUUGAUUUGGAGUCCUAGAAGCAGAAAUAAUGACUCAACUGAGCUCAAACAAAGUAAACACAAGCUAGAGAGAGCAAAAGCAUAGCAAACAUAGUACUUUUUUUGGAGCACAUAGUAGACAUAGUACUUUAUUCUCUUUACAAAGGAUCUCUCAGUACUACAAAUCUCUUAAAAUGAUUACUAAUAGAUGAACACAAUGAAAUAUAUCUCUCUAAUACAGCAUUAUAAGUUAGCUGUGAAUUGUGAUUAAAAAACCAAAAAAAAAAAAACUAACCUCUUUUCCAAAACUCUUUUGAUGAAGAAGGCUGAUUUGGAUUUAUCUCUUCUCAAAUAUAUUUAAAUGGCGUUUGUUUUAUAGCAUUAAAUAAUUAUAUAUAUCAUAGAAAAGAGUUAUUCUUGGGUUCACUCCCUAGGAGUGAACCUCUAGGUUCACCAACUAAUAGGAUUUCAUUAUUUCAAAUUUGAUAUCUUUUAGAAAAGGAAACAAAAUAUUGUCAAGAUAUAAUAUGUUUUUAAAAUAAAAAGGUUAAAAAAAUUAGAAAAAAUAGUAGUUAGAGAAAAACAAAUUUAAAAAAAAAAAAAUUUAUCGUCGUCAGCAAAACACUAAACCCUAAAUCCUAAUCCCUAAACCUUAAAUCAUAAACCCUUGGGCAAACUUUAAACCUUUGGAUAAUUCAUACUCUAAAUCAAAAACACUAAAUCUUAAAACCCUAAACCCUUGAGUGUUUAGUAUUUUUGAUUUGAAGUUUAGGAUUUAUCCAAGGAUUUAAGGUUUACCCAAGAAUUUAGGAUUUAGGGUUUAGGGAUUAGGAAUUAGGAUUUAGGGUUUAGUAUUUUGGUGAGGACGUUAAAAAUAUAUAUUUUUAAUUACUACUUUUUAAUUUAUUUAUUUUUACCUUUUUAUUUUAAAAAUAUAAUAUAACUUAUAGCUUGAGAAAAUAUUUUAUUUCCUUUUUUAAAAUAUUUCGAAUAUGAAAUAACACAAUCAUAUUGGUUGGUGAACCUAGAGAUUCACCCUAGGAGGUGAACCCAAGAAUAAGUCCAUAGAAAAUAUCAUGAAUUGAGAUCUUACAGAAAAAUCCCAACACAAGUCGAUCCAUUAAUAAGUAUUUUUGCAAAUAAAAUCACAUCAAAGUUUUUUAAGAUAUAGAAAUAAUGGUAAAAUUAAUGAUUUAAGAUAUAGAGAAAAUGGUAAAAUGAUUUCGUGUGGUAAACUAUAUCUUUUGUAACAAAUACUUUUUUGUGUUUUAGAUUUUUGAUGGUUAUGUUACAAAAAAUUAUUUAUGACAACAAAUAUGUCCCAUUAUAAUUAGAUUAGAGAUCAUGAUUAUGUUGAAUGCGAAAAAUCCUGCUAAUUGCCAGUUUGAUGAUUGCAACUUCUUUGAUUAUUUUGAACCAAGCCUGUGUAUAUUCAUUUUGUUUCAACGAUACUUCUUCGGGUAUGAAUGGUGACCACGGUGAGGAAUAAUGCAUUCCUUAACGUUCCUAAAAAAAUUACCAUUCACAAGGAAUAAUAAUUUCCUCUCAUUCCCUUUCAUUCCUUUUUUUGUAGAGAAUUUAAGAACAAAAUUAUUCCUUGUUAAAUUUGAUAAGGAACAACCAUUCCUUUUCAUUCCUGAUAUUUUGUUACCCGUACAUUCCUUUUUUAUUCGUUUUUCUUGAUUUCCGAAUGGUCACCCGUCAGACCCUUAUUCUCUUUUUGUGAGAAAAACAAAUAGUAUUUAAUCAUUAAUUAACUGAGUAAGGAAAAUAUUUGUUUAAUUCAUCUAACACAAAAAAUACCUUGGAAUGAAAAAGAUUAGCGAAAUCGUUUUAACAGUAAUAAAAAGGUGAGGAAAACAAUCAUAAGUAAAUAAAAAAAUAGUGCCACCCUUCACAUCAACAUUAUACGUCCCCCAUCAUAGCCUAAAUUUCCAAGCAUGUAAUUUUGUUCAGCAUGGACAACUGUACUGUUAUGGAUACAUAUGAUAGAAAACACCUUCAAUAAAAUAUCAAUUAUGAUCCAUUUAUUUGACAAAAAGCGAUCCCUUGAAUUUAUAAUUCACAAAUAUAACCAAACAAAAAAACUAAAAAUAAAAAUAAAUAUAUCGCUGAAAUAACUAACAAAUAUAACCAAAAAUGUAUAUUAAAAAUAACAAUAUAAAUUUAGCAAAAAAAUAAUAUAUCUCAUUAUUUGUUCGUUUAUAAUGUUAUUUUCAGUCUAUACUGUUUUUAAAUGCUUUAUAAAUUAAUAUAUUAUUAUAUAAAAAAUACAAAUUUCCGCCCGUAGGGCGGGCCAACCUCUAGUGAACUCAUAAACUCUCUUAGAUACCACAAGUAUAUUUGGUAUGUUAUCAGUAAAACAUUUUUUAAUAUUAUAUAGUUAAGAUUUGUUUUGAGUUGUUUUAACCAUUGAGGUUGUUUCUAAGGAUAGUUAUUUUUUUUUUGAGUUGUUUUAACCAUUUAUGUGAUUAUAUAUUUGGUAGAUUAUUUUACAUUGUUUAAAAUAAUAUACAUUUUAAAAUAUUAGCAAAUAUGACUUAUACAAUAUUGUUAAUGAAUUAAUUAAGAGACCAUGUCAAACUCUUAUUAUGACUUUUCACUAUAACCUUAGUUGGAAAAAUCUCUGUCCAUGUGAAGUGACACAUUUGCUGAUGGCUUACCCCCUAACUGGUCCCACCACCCUCUUGAGUCCUUCUUCCUCGCUUCUUCUCCAAAGCCUUCACAACUUUUCAAACACCUCUCUAUAAAAACUCCAUUUAAAAAAAAAAAUAGUAAUAUCUUAACUAUUCUUUGGGAUUCAGAAGCAUGAAGAGCUUACUGUCUUUUCAAGCUCUUGUCCUAUUUCUACUAUUAGCCGGCUCGGAGCUAGCCUCGGGUCAAACCGACACCAGAAAUGAGCAGUAUAGUUACGGAACCGGGCUAAGUCCCGCCAUGGCUGUAGCGAUCGUUGUCGUGAUCGCUAUUCUCUUCUUCAUGGGGUUCUUCACCGUCUACCUCCGCCGCUACACGGGGGCAGUCGACGGCAGCGUUAAUAAUCCUAGAGUAGGAGCGAGGAGAGUGGCGCACGCGACGGUGGCGCGUGGUCUCGACGCGUCGGUGAUCGAGACGUUUCCGACGCUCGUGUACUCGGAAGUGAAGACGCAGAAGAUCGGGAAAGGUGCGUUGGAGUGUGCGAUUUGUCUGAACGAGUUCGAAGAUGACGAAACGCUGUGUUUGCUUCCUAAAUGCGAUCACGUGUUCCACCCUCACUGUAUCGGAGCUUGGCUCGAGGGUCACGUGACCUGUCCGGUUUGCCGCACGAAUCUCGCUGAACCGGUCGAACCGGAUUUAGUAAUCGAAAUUGAUAUCGAGUCGCAGCAAUCGGUGGUGGUUCCUGAACCGGCGGUGGAGCUCGGCGGGAGUGUUGCUACUACACGUGUCAAAUUCUCGAGGUCGCAUACGACGGGACAUUCGGUGGUAUCGCCUGGAGAAUGUACCGAGCGGUUUACGUUAAGGUUACCGGAAGAUUUAAGGAAGAAGAUCAUGGCGAGUUGGAAGAUGAACCGGUCGAAUAGUCUAUUGGUUCUACCGAGGGGAGGAAGCUCUAGAAGUGGUAAACCGGUUGACCGAUCAAGGGCUCGGUCGGACCGGUGGUUGUUCCGCAAAACACAAUCGUUUAUGUGGAGGAGUCGGGACGAUGGUUCAAUUAGGCUAGGUGGUACAUGUAGCAUUAGAGCAGUAACCAGUCCGACCGGUGAUACGGUACGAGCAGACCGGUGGAAUUUUCUUAGAAACCCGUCGUUUUUGUGGAGGACUACACCGGUUCCUUCGCCAAGAAUUGAAGUUAAAAAGGAUGGUGAAGGAACAUCAUCGGUUUAAGUUCAACAUACCGGUACAGUUGGUUUAGCUAGCGGUACUGUUAGGUUGCCGGUUUAAUUGGUUAGAACUUUUUUUCUAUCAGAACUACAAUAGAUUUGUGUGCAUCAUUCAUACAAUACAUUUUACGCAAUUCUUUAAUUUUAUUUAUCUUUUUCUGGUAAUAUAUUAAAUGUUAAUAGACUCAGUCCCAUGGACAAGGAGUAUUGUAUUUUUUGUGCUUUUCUUCAUAAAGAAAAAAUCGACUUUUGUAACAUCUCCUUUAUUCAUAUAUUUUGUUUACUUUCUUUAUUCA
Brassica rapa (field mustard) is the source of this 7023-nucleotide messenger RNA. RefSeq names its product E3 ubiquitin-protein ligase ATL31-like. The record is from RefSeq and is a predicted model, not a curated record. Lineage: Eukaryota; Viridiplantae; Streptophyta; Magnoliopsida; Brassicales; Brassicaceae.